AGAGAAAACAAGUAGUACACCAUUAGAGUAUAUGAAUGAGCUAAUGGAAGGGUAUGAAGAUGAAGGAGAGGAGGAGGAGGAGGAGGAAUGCAGAUUGGGAGCAAUGAAGGAGAUGAUGUAUAAAAUAGCAGCCAUGCAGCCGGUGGAUAUCGAUCCGGCGACGAUAAAAAAGCCGAAGAGAAGGAACGUGAGAAUAAGCGAUGAACCGCAGAGCGUGGCGGCGAGACACAGGAGAGAAAGGAUCAGUGAAAGGAUUAGAAUACUUCAGAGGAUGGUCCCUGGUGGAACAAAGAUGGACACUGCUUCAAUGUUGGAUGAGGCUGUGAGGUAUGUGAAGUUCUUGAAAAGGCAGGUGCAGGAGUUGCAGGCUGGUGUUCCAUUGCAGGAAACUGCUGCAGUGUUUGUUGGAGUUGAAGAUAUGGAAUGGGGUGGUCAUGGUCAUGGCCAUGCAGCUUCUUCAUCAUCUCCAUCUUCUUCAUCUUCUGCCAUUGGAGCACCAACUGCUGCUGCUGGAUCAGGGUUUGGGUUUACCACUAGUACUACUACUACUAGUACUACUACUACUAAUACUACAAAUUAUUAUCACUGAAAUUUGAAGUAGUGUUUCUUGUUAAGUUAGUUGAGGUAAAGAGUUGAGUGUGUUUGUGUGUAUAAAAAGAGUAUGUUGUGAAUGAAGUUUGUGUUUGUGUU
Molecule: messenger RNA, 690 nt
Organism: Dioscorea cayenensis subsp. rotundata (Guinea yam)
Lineage: Eukaryota; Viridiplantae; Streptophyta; Magnoliopsida; Dioscoreales; Dioscoreaceae
Product: transcription factor HEC3-like
Exons: 1
Coding region: 32-589 (185 amino acids)
Biological process (GO): regulation of DNA-templated transcription
Molecular function (GO): DNA-binding transcription factor activity; protein dimerization activity
Source: RefSeq, a predicted model, not a curated record